GCUGAUGCCCCGCCAGUCAGCGAACAGCCGGGGAGUAGGCAUGCAGAAGCGCCAGGAUCCUGCCUAGGCUUCUCCCGAGUUUCUGGAAGAGCGACGAGUUAUGACGGGGAUCGUGUUUCAGACCGAACCGGCUUUUUGCUAACUGAGUCGCCGAAAUCACAGACGCAGAAAACCACUUCAAGAAAACCAGGUGAGCCAGCGGGUCUGACAGACAGCGUGUGGGAAUGGCAGCUCCCCGGCCGAUAAAAGGCAUCCUGAAAAACAAGAGCAGCGGGACAAACGUCAAAUCGCUGCCUGACGAGGUGCCAGUGGAGAAUCCUGAACACGCCCCUGGACUCUCGGAAGAUGACCAACAGAAGAAGUCCCAGAAAUGGGAUGAGAUGAAUAUCCUCGCCACCUACCAUCCAGCCGACAAAGACUAUGGCUUGAUGAAGAUAGACGAACCAAGCACACCUUACAACAGGAUGGUGGGGGAAGAUGACGACGAAGGGGCGCUGAGUGACUCGGACAACCACGGUGGACUUGCAGCUGAUGACCUGGCAGCAAAGCUGGUGGAAGCAGAGGACUCAGAGCCUCGCUUCAUGAAGGAAGAGGAAGAGAGCAGUGAGGAGGAGGAAGAGGAGUUGACUCCUGAAGAACAAGCCAAAAAGAAGCAUUUUCAGAUGAUGAGGAAGAUGCACUACAACGAAGGCCUGAACAUCAAGCUGGCCCGCCAGCUCAUCGCCAGUGAACUAGAAGACGACGAAGAUGCAGAUGAAGAGAUGAGGGAUGACACAGAAGAGGCAACGGAGGACACAGAGGAGAUCAAUGUUGACCCGCCACUGGAAGCUGAUUCUCUGGACUCGUAAAUCAGGCUUCUCUCCCACCUUCAGCCCUGUGUGUUGGCUCAAGAUCCAGACAGACAAUGCCACUGCGCUCUGUGAUUCGACGCUGGAUCACAGAGCAGACACCGCUUCGCCACCCAUAUAACACCCCUCAACAGCCAAUAACCUCCCAGUCACCUGUCUGUGUCUACUGUUCCUUAGAACUGUGCAAUAUAACCCUCAAACACACAGUUUUUUUACCUCCCAGAAUCAGUACAAACACACAAGUGAAGAAUCUUGGUCCCUCCUCCUCCCUCUCCCGUUGCCAAGAAUUUUCCCCUCCCACCUCUUCUGGACUGAAGAAUAUGUGAUUCUGACCCUGAAAGGAGGAUCAAGGCCUUUUAAAAAAAAAAAAAAAAAAAAAAAAAGUCAGAUAACCAGAACUCCCAUCUGGCCACUCCACAGACCCUCUGCAGGCCACAGAGACACUACAUCAGCCCUGGAGCAAGCCAGGGAAAACCCCACAGCCUCACUAAAGGCAUAUCCAAGACAUGACGACAGUGCUUAUACUGGGUGAACUUCAGACGGCUUUUAUUUUUGUUUAUCUUUGUGACCCACCACUCUGUUGCAUUUUCUUUCCAUCUUCAGUACUUUUUUUGGAUAAGAGUUGGACGAAAUGAUGAUCAGUUAGAUUUUUUUUUUGUCUCCAUUCACAUCUUGAUGUACGGUGACGUGGCUUACCUGUAAUGCUGUGCCAUCAGAAUCCCAUUAUUUCACCUGACAUUGGCAUAAUGGUGAAAUGAUGAAAUAAAGAUAAUUGACGGUCUGUAUAUUAGUUUCUCAUAGGGAAUGACAACAUAGCCUACACAAUCUAAGUUUCAUCAGAACAAAAAUCCAAAUUUGACAUCAUACAACUGAAUACACAUACUAUCAAUUGACACGUACAUUGUAGUGUCUGACUGCGAUGCUUGCUGUAAACUGUAUGGCUUUUUGCUUCAGAACAAGCAAUACAACACAGAUUUGAAGUAUUACAUUGGCACUUUGUUGACUUUGCCUCAGUACUACUUAUUUACUCUCUCUCCUUACAAGCAAGAACACCACACCAAACCUCAUUUCAAAUUCUGGCAAUUUUACAAACAUGUAUACCUCAUAGAACCAGACUGAAGGCCUUUUUUAAAUUUAAUCCACUGAUAAAUUUGGCACAUAGGUUGUCUAGCAAGAGGCACUUUCUAAGUAAAAACUCAAUAUUUUAAAUUUCUUUGCAUUUUUCCUUUUGUAUAUGAGAUUUUCUAUGAAAGAAGACUGCAGGACAAGUUGGUAAACUGUUUAAAAAAAAAAAAAAAAAAAAAAA
This is a messenger RNA of Xiphias gladius (swordfish), 2154 nucleotides long. It is a transcript of the gene ppp1r2, whose product is annotated as protein phosphatase 1, regulatory (inhibitor) subunit 2. Bases 225 to 848 code for a protein of 207 amino acids. The record is from RefSeq and is a predicted model, not a curated record. NCBI's taxonomy places the organism in Eukaryota, Metazoa, Chordata, Actinopteri, Istiophoriformes, Xiphiidae. Gene Ontology annotation, molecular function: protein phosphatase inhibitor activity. Gene Ontology annotation, biological process: regulation of signal transduction. The transcript has 6 exons.